Pneumocystis jirovecii RU7 is the source of this 405-nucleotide messenger RNA. RefSeq lists its product as uncharacterized. Bases 1 to 405 code for a protein of 134 amino acids. The record is from RefSeq and is a predicted model, not a curated record. Gene Ontology annotation, biological process: intrinsic apoptotic signaling pathway. Gene Ontology annotation, cellular component: mitochondrion. The transcript is spliced from 3 exons. NCBI's taxonomy places the organism in Eukaryota, Fungi, Ascomycota, Pneumocystomycetes, Pneumocystales, Pneumocystaceae.
AUGAAAAUUCGCAAAAAGAUUUUUCAAGUUUUCGGUAGUUCGAAACUUGUUUCAUAUGUUAGCAAUGUUCAUCCAGUAUCUAAUCUUAGAUAUAUAGAAUAUCCUUAUGAUGUAACGUCACCAUUGUCUGUUAAGUUGCAUAAACAAAGAAAAGAAAUUUUAAAGAAAGGCCACAUUUUUUGGGAAAAUAAUAAUACUUUUUACUUUAAAAAGUUAGAAGCAUUUUGCAAUGAUGUUGUUAAAAAAAAGGGUUUAGUUACUGAUGAGGAUAUGCUUGUGUUUUAUAGAGAGUAUUUGCAAAGUUCCAAGUUAAAAAUGAGAGAAUACCAAUGGUCUUGGUAUCAGCAAAUUUUUGGUAUUCUUGUGGAUAGUUUUAAGAUAGAAAAGAAUGAUAAAUAUGCUUGA